UAUUGAAUAGUACUGGUCCCACGACUGACCCCUGUGGGACCCCACUAGAUCCACCCUCUCAGUUCGAUAACUACUCUCUAACUACGUUCUUUUAACCAGUUGUGCACUCACCUUAUAUUAAUUUAAUCUAGAUUGCAUUUCCCUAGCUUGCUUGUUAGUGUGGUGGAUCUGUGUCCAAAAGCCUUUCCAAAUCAAGGCAUAUGUGUGCUGCUAUACCUAGCAGCAAAGAGCAAAGUGGCAUUGCCACUCUUGCUGGGCCCCAAAUUUGACUGACCUUUUUCUUUUGUUCAAAGUUCAUGUGAUUGUCAACUUUUGAAUGCUUCCAUUUUUUUCUUUAAAAGCAAUUCAGUGCCUGCAAACCUGCACAUAUGAGCAGCUGUAUGAUUUAAAAAAUCCUAGUGUAUAUAAACAUGAAUAACUAUAUAUCACGUUUAAUAUACACAUACACCUGCACACAUCAAUAAGCAGAUUUCAGUUUCCAGUGAAUUUUUAUGAACAAUGGAGAGUGCUUUAAUAUCCCUUUAUUUUGAACUUCCUUGCUUUCAUUAGCUCCUGUCAGAACCUUAAGGACUUUGUCCUCUGAAUAUAAUAUAUGGUAAGUAUUUCAACAGCGGAGACACGAAAUGAACGCACAAAAAUCUAGUGUGUGCCCCCCUCCCUCCUUUAGUCUAAAAGCGACAGCAUGCAUGCAUGAUUAAGUGACUGGGCUGGGCAAUCAGAGUGAGUCUCUUCUCUGUGCAUUACGGUACAAGGGUUGGCCCUCAUCUGGUCCACCUGCCACUGGGGUUUAAAGUUUCAGCGCAUCGGAAAAUACAAUGACUUGGAUCAAACUGCCUAGAGGGAAAGCCUGAUUAUAUCAGGGAAGUGGAUAAACAGUAGUUCUAUUGGGAGAACACGGAGAGACAGCUCCGUAGGCAAGCACAUGACAGGCUGUAAGCUGCUCAGCGUGUCUCCUAGAAGCCCAGGACACUAAGAGAGAAGCAGACACAUGACUACAUGGGGAGAGAAAAAACAGCCAGCCUAGGAGUCUGCUGCAUCUGGUCUUGACUCCUUCCAGAAGGACCGAUCCUAUGCAAUGAAGAGCCCGGCGCAAUUCACCAGCUAACGCAACAAAAGCAGCGAGCGAAGGGAGGAAGGGGGGCAGCCUCGCUGCUGGGCAAAUCGUUUUUUGCUUCCGAAACAAUUUCUUGCUUUGCGGCUGGUGCCAGCGGGCGCGUCCGGGGAAAAGGGGAGGGAGAGAGACAGGAGCGCUUUGCAAAUCAAACAAUGCUGCUGGCCACCAGCUACUCCUCAUGUCUCCUGCGGCGGGUCACCUGUCUGGCUUGUCCGCCCCUCUCGGCGCUGCUGCGGUGGAGCACAGAGACGCGGCUGACAUGGAGAGCUUGGUGAGCCCGGGCCACUGCGGCUAGUGCUGGCUCGUCCGCUGCGCCUCGGCCCGGAAAGCCUCGCUGCGCACCAGCCAUGGAAGAGGCGUCCCUGCCAGACCUGCGAGACAUCGAGCUGAAGCUGGGGCGCAAAGUGCCCGAGAGCCUGGCGCGCUCCCUGCGCGGGGAGGAGCCCGCUGCCCGGGACCGGAGCGGCGGAGGGGGCAGCGGCUUCUGCCCUGCUUCAGCCCCUGGGGGCACCCGGCUCAACAGCAGCAGCCACAGUGCCCUGGCCAGACUGGAGACCAAACUUCACCUCCUCAAGCAGGAGAUGGUUAAUCUCCGAGCCACUGAUGUCAGGCUUAUGCGCCAGCUACUCAUCAUCAAUGAAAGCAUCGAAUCAAUCAAGUGGGUGAUUGAAGAGAAGGGAACCAUCAUCAGCAGAGAUAGUAGUUUGAGUGGGAGCCUUUGCAGCUUGUUGGAAAGUCAGGAGACCUCCCUGCAAGGCAGCUGUAACAGUUUACAAGACUGUAGUGAUGGACUGGAUGGAAUAUCAGUGGGGAGUUACCUGGACACUUUGGUGGAUGAUGUCCCAGGUCACCACACACCUUCAGAUAUGGAACAGUUCACUGAUACUUCUGUUCUAGAGGACUCACAGACCCUGCACAAGCAUUCCAAAAUUGAGUCUGAUGAAUACUACUGUUUUGGUUAAUAAAAAGAAGUUCCAGAGGGACAUGACUGCACUUGUAUUUAUCUUCCUUCUUUGCUGCUAUUUUAUUCUCUGUGCAAAAAAAGAAAAAAAUCCUUUUUAAAGGAAAAUUUACUUUGAAUCUACUUUAGAAUUUUGCUGUUACUUCUAACUUUUCUCAUUCUGGGUGGUUUGUUUGCUUUUUUUCCUUUUCUUUAUCUUAAUUUAUUGCUGUGGUUUUGGGUUUUGUUUUAUAAUCCCGUAUUUACAACUUUAAAUAAGAUGAAGGAAAUAAGCUUUUAUAUUCAAAACAAGACAUCAGGGAUUGAAAGUACCCGUUUAUAUUUGUUUGACAAUAAAACACCUACUGAUACCUGUAA
Molecule: messenger RNA, 2432 nt
Organism: Chelonoidis abingdonii (Abingdon island giant tortoise)
Lineage: Eukaryota; Metazoa; Chordata; Testudines; Testudinidae
Gene: LURAP1L
Product: leucine rich adaptor protein 1 like
Biological process (GO): positive regulation of canonical NF-kappaB signal transduction
Source: RefSeq, a predicted model, not a curated record